AUGAAGGUAGCCCCUCCAAUUUCACCUGGAAACUGAGGGAGGGAAAAAGCCAGAGCAGUUCCCAGCCCCAGCACUAUGCGCUAUUACCCAUGGAGAUAUAUCAUAAUUGCUGUGUCCUUAGCCAUCCUGGCCUUCAUUUUCCAAGAGGAUAAAAAAGAAUAUUCUGAGCACAGUGUAUCAUUGGAAGAAAAGAGAGAAAUGAUUUUGAAGUUAGCUCAAAAACAAAUUAACUCUGAAAGGGAGAAUCAUCUGGGAACUUUCAAGAAGUUGCAGAAAAAGUCCCCUUUACUCCAACAUGCCAACUACAAAUUCCUGGUUGGAGCCCAUCCCCAGCAAAAGAAACUGCUGACGGUGGGGAUUUCCUCAGUGCAACAUCCUCAGGGGAGCUACCUGUUGGACACUCUGCGGACCUUGUUCCAGGCAUCUUCAGAAACUGAGCCGAAUUAUAUCGUGGUGCUGGUCCACCUGUCAGAUCCUGACCCUAAACAGCUCAACCAAACAGCUACCAAUAUUUCAAAGCUCUUUGCACCACAUAUUGAGGCUGGGGAGCUGCUGGUGAUCCAUGGUCUCCUCGGAGGCUCUCCUCUCCUGAGAGAGCUGAGUGGUGCUAAUCACACCUCACCCUGUGAAGAACUUUACUUCAGGCAGAAGGUAGAUUAUGUCCUCCUCAUGAACUUUGCUGAAAACCUCUCUGAUUACUUUCUGUUGAUGGAAGAUAACAUACAGUGCACCCCCAAGUGUAUUUCUUUCAUCUAUGCAGUAUUAUCAGCCUGGAAAGAAUUACACUGGGUGAUCCUGGAGUUCUCCAGCCUGAACGUCUCCGGGAAAGUUUUCCACACCAAUGACCUCUCCCGCCUGACCUCUUUCUUCCUCCUCUUCCUUAAGGACACUCCUACUGACUUGCUGCUCUCUGAAUUCCAGCUUCUCUUGGCCCAAAACGUUCCAAUUCGUUUCACUCCCUCUGUCUUGCAUCCUAUGGGCAAUUAUUCUGCAGUCAAGGACAGCUGCUUUCCUGUGGAGAAGGACGAAGUACUGGGUGAACCUGACAACCCCCUUGCUACUGUCCUCACAGACAUGGAACCAGUAUUGAAUGUUGUUCCACAAUAUGCUUAUACUCUGAACGAGGAGGGUUACACGACCUUGAAUCCUUUAGAAGGAAAUCAUUUGAGAGUGAUUCUGGACAGACCACAAAAAGUCAUCCGGAUAGCGGUGCUGACGGGCAUUGAUGAUGGAGGAAAAUACCAGUUGCGGCAGGGGCAAGUGGAACUGGGCUACCAGCCCACUGAGGAGCCCAAAGACUGUGCUCACUAUACCCUGCUGGGGCCACUGGUGGAAGGAAAUCUGGACCAGCGGGUAUUUUCUAAAGAAGGCUCUGAGGAGAAAUUGAGUUGUAUCCGACUGCUGGUGUUAGCAUCUCAAGAGUCUUGGCUAGUGAUCAGGCAGAUCAAAGUCUGGAUUGAGCCUGAAGAGGACAGUUAG
Messenger RNA from Otolemur garnettii (small-eared galago), 1479 nucleotides. RefSeq names its product alpha-1,3-mannosyl-glycoprotein 4-beta-N-acetylglucosaminyltransferase C-like. The transcript has 4 exons. Gene Ontology annotation, biological process: protein N-linked glycosylation. Lineage: Eukaryota; Metazoa; Chordata; Mammalia; Primates; Galagidae. Gene Ontology annotation, molecular function: acetylglucosaminyltransferase activity. The record is from RefSeq and is a predicted model, not a curated record.